Messenger RNA from Pyricularia pennisetigena, 2136 nucleotides. RefSeq lists its product as uncharacterized. NCBI's taxonomy places the organism in Eukaryota, Fungi, Ascomycota, Sordariomycetes, Magnaporthales, Pyriculariaceae. The record is from RefSeq and is a predicted model, not a curated record. The transcript has a single exon. The coding region runs from base 1 to 2136 and encodes 711 amino acids.
AUGGAGGAACACGAAGACAACUUGGAAGGAUUUGUUGUUCCUCAUGGAUAUGUGGAUUCAUUGCUGCUACAGCAGUUCGAAAUAGCAAGGGCGAGUGGUCUCACCGUUGCUGCCGCCAACAUUGAUGAGGCCAACAUGGGCAGGAUUCUGGAUCAAGCUCAGAUCUCUGCUUGGGCAAGAUUGAAAGCCGAGCAAUACAAAAAGUCGGAUGAUUCUGGAACCAGAGCCCAGAACCAAUAUAAGCCCCUGGCAAACCCGUACGAGAUUCGAGUUCUGGAGCUAGAGCCGGGCUCCCUCAAAGACCAACUCAAGUGCAAGCUCCAUCAUUGUACAAUCGAGUUUGAACACAAGGGCAAGCUCUAUUCGCAGUUCGCCCUGUCGACCGAUGAUCUGACCAGACCUAUAUGGUAUACCGCAUUGAGCUACAGAUGGGGUGACCCGCACCCCGUCAGACAUAUUACCGUGGAUGGGUAUGAAAUGGAAAUCACCGUUCCUCUUUUUGAGGCUUUGAAUCAUUUUCGGAAACCAAAUCACUCCGUCGUGAUGUGGAUCGACCAGAUUUGCAUAAACCAGAGUGACAAUGACGAAAAGAGCCGUCAGAUUCCACUAAUGGGCCGAGUCUACCAACACGCCAUUAAUACUUUGAUAUGGCUGGGAAUUUCAGACUCAAUGACUGGCCAGGUUUUCAGUCUGCUAAACCAUGCUGCGACGGAGCUGAUACUUGAUUUUUCUCAAAUUCGGAUCCCCGGUGGCCUGCAGCAAAGGGGCUUUCCUCCCGCGGAAGAACAAGUCUGGGACGAUCUUUGGGACCUUCUAGAUAGGCCUUGGUUCUCCAGGCUGUGGAUCAUCCAGGAAGUGGCACUUUCCAGGAACGCUUGGGUGGUGUGUGGGGAUCAUUUCAUGUCUUGGUCUAUGCUCGAGACAGCAUGUUCAAACCUGAGAGCUGCAGGAGUUUCGCAGUGGUUACAAGAGAAGGUUUCCAAAGGAGAAUCCACAGAUCAUUGCCAAAGAGUCGUGAAGCUAGGCACGUUUGGCAAAGAAGACAUCAUGUCCCUCUUGAACAGGGCACGCGAAAGCAACUGCUGGGACCAACGCGACAAGAUCUAUGGGCUUCUUGGCAUCAGCAGAGCUUCGUGGGUGAGAGUCGACUAUAAUAGGGCUUACACGGUCGGGAGGCUAUAUCGCGACGUCGCUGCAGAAGCACUGCAGAGACACGAGCUUGUUCUUGCCUCUGCUCUGGAAUCUGUUGACCAUGACUAUAAACAGACAUUGAGGCUGGUGAAAGAUUGCGAGCAUUUCGAAAGAGGAACUUUACCCUCAUGGGUCGCCGACUGGACCCAACCUAGACAAACCGCAUCUUUAUCGGAUCGGACGGGCGUUUAUGGAAACCCGGCAGCUAUUGGGAGCAACCUUGUUCUUCAAAGACAAAUAUUCAUCCAUGAAGAUGAGCUUCAUGUCAAGGGAAGAAUCUUUGAUACUGUGGCGGAAAUGACUGAGGUACUGCACAAGCCAGACAUAAGUUUCGACAACCCCCGGACAUCGAACAAAGAGGUCCUAGUCAGGUGCGCUGAGAUAGCGGCAAAAGGCACGUCGUAUCCAGCGAGUACCUCCGUGGGUGUGUUCGAGGCGUUCUGGCGAACGCUUGUUGUGGACAAGGAUGCAGAUAACCGGAAGCGCGCGCCAUCUUCCUUUGAAGAGAUUUUCAGUCUCCUCCUAGAUGAGUCCACCGGCCAACAACCAUCACUACCGGGACAGACGUACUCAAAAAGGCAGCGCCAACCCCGGGGCAAGGGCCGGCUGGAGCUUUCCAGUCUGUCAAGCAGACGACCCGGGGCUACCUUUCAGGAGAUCAGGGCAGCCCUCCGGCGAGCUCUCAGGAACCGGCGUUUCGCCGUCACGAAGCAGGGCUACUUUGGGCUAGUGCCACACUGGACGCAGCCGGGGGACAAUGUAUGCAUGCUCAACGGGUGUGACGUGCCUUAUAUCAUUCGUCGGGCAGAACAUCAGGGUGGUGGCCAGAGCAUGGCAGAUUCAUACCGCUUUAGCUUCUUGGGGGAAUGCUAUAUCCACGGCAUGAUGAACGAUGAAAUUCUGGCCAUGGAAGAAUUGGAGUUGCGGGAGCUGGUCUUUGUCUGA